Molecule: messenger RNA, 1672 nt
Organism: Sarcophilus harrisii (Tasmanian devil)
Lineage: Eukaryota; Metazoa; Chordata; Mammalia; Dasyuromorphia; Dasyuridae
Gene: DNLZ
Product: DNL-type zinc finger
Exons: 3
Coding region: 536-1096 (186 amino acids)
Biological process (GO): protein folding; protein stabilization; protein import into mitochondrial matrix
Cellular component (GO): mitochondrion
Molecular function (GO): zinc ion binding; protein-folding chaperone binding
Source: RefSeq, a predicted model, not a curated record
GACGUAGCGGACACGUGGUCACCGCCUCUGACGGCCUCGCCCUCGGGAAAGAACCCAUUCUACUUUUGGACAACUCUAAGUAUUAGCAAGUAUCAGCGAGCUCAGAGGCAGCUUCUCCUCAGCGUUCCAGGCCUGCCCUCUGGGCCUCCCCUUAAACGCAUCAAGACAGCCCCGGGUUGGGUCUUUCUGGCUUAUUUCCGGUUCCUUUGACCAGUUCUCUUCUAACAGGGACUCAAAGGCCCUCUCCGUCCUGGUGGCUCUCCCCCGGCCACUGACUGAGGCAUCAUUAUUCUCCUUAAACCACAAUGCCUAGAGUUCUGAAGACGGAAGCGGGGCGCUUUCUGCUCCCAGUUCUCAAUACCAGGAACGCUUCCCCAAGUCGCAGAAGCGCGCUGCAAGGAGCCGCUCCAGCCGGCAGGGGGCAGAGCGGCGGGAGAUCAAGAGCUAGGCUGCUGUUGCCAUAGGGGACGGCGUUGCCCAACUUCAAGAUGGCGGCGGCGCGGCUUCGCCCGCCCAUUCGGAAGUGGGCGGAAGCAUGCAGCGGGCUGCGACGUGGGGCUGGCGGUUGGGGCGGUUGGUCCGCACCUCGGGCAAGAGCUCUGGGCCAAGUACACCUCAGGGAUGCGUCCGAGGCAGUUUUGGGAAGAGGCGGCCGUGGUCCGGUCCGGCGGGCGGCCUGCGGUGCUGGCAGCGCCCCCUGAGUUCGGGGCCAGGUUCCGGCCCCGGUUCUGCGGCUGAGCUGGGCCGAGUUCAGGCCUCUCACUACCAGCUGGUCUACACCUGCAAGGUCUGUUGGACGAGGUCAACUAAAAAGAUCUCCAAGCUUGCCUAUCAUAAAGGUGUGGUGAUCGUACGGUGUCCCAGCUGCCAGAACCACCAUAUCAUUGCUGACAACCUGGGCUGGUUCUCAGACCUGGAAGGGAAGAAAAACAUUGAAGAAAUCCUGGCAGCGCGAGGAGAGAAGGUGAGGCGAGUGACGGGGGAAGAGAUUCUCGAAAUUGUUUCGGAGGCUGAAGCUGGACCACAAUCUGCUUCUCCCUCAGAGGGGGAAAGCAACUCUGAUCCUACAGAUGCCACAAAAAAGGACCCAGCCUGAUUCAGAUGAAAUGUGGAUUUUUCCCCUGCUUUUUCCAUUUUAUCUUUGUGCUGAAAAACAAAAGAGAUUUUGCUUUUGUUUUUAUAAACAAAAAUGAAUCAUCUUCAAAAUUCUACCGUACAGUGUCCAUUUUGAGAUUUUGUCUAUUUAGACUCACUCUUAUAACUGAGAAAAAUUAGUAUUAUGAAAAUGCCCUUAGGCCUUGGGUAACCCUGUACGCUAGCUGUAUGGACCUAAGGGCACUUAAGCUUCACAGACUCGUGUCUUCACAAGUCAGAAUAAUGUGGGGGUACAUUUGUGUAGUUAUGGAAAUAGAAACUUGCCAGCGGUGGGAUAUGAAUGGAGGUGGACCAACCUGGUCCCUGUAUUUUAGGUACUGGGAAGUUAGUCUAUCUAGUGGUCAAACAUCCCAGAGGCAGUUGAGAUCUCAAUCUGAGUGAUUUUAUCUAAAAAUUCUCAGUCCCUUUUAUUAUUUGCAAUAUCACCCGUUUCUACCAAUUGAGGGACUGGUGUGAGUUAACAAGCAUCCUCUUUCAUUGUUAUCAUUGAAGUGAAUAAAUAAGCCUUUAUUAAAUG